Molecule: messenger RNA, 1852 nt
Organism: Symbiodinium necroappetens
Lineage: Eukaryota; Dinophyceae; Suessiales; Symbiodiniaceae
Source: the annotation of a GenBank genome assembly
AUGAUGGCCUUGGUGCUUUUCGUUUUACCCAUGGCGCAGGUCGCGAAUGCUUUUCGCCAUGAGGCGGUGGAGAAAGACAGCAGCAAUUUCUGUUGGCAAAAAUGUUGCUCUUCCAAGUGUGGUAAUCAAAGCUUUGAUCUCCUAGGCGACUUGGGGGGAAAAUUCGAGCUGCGUGAUUGCGUGGUGAAGAUGCACGAGCCUCAAUACCAUGCUAAGACGGGAGAAGCCUUUUGUGAGGAGAAUUGCACAAUCUUCGCCUCUGAGGGGGCGAAGACCAUCCAAGUCACGCGGAAGAGUGGGAAAGGAGAACAGCAGUGUAAACCGCAGUUGCCGGUGGACGGCCUCUGCGAACACCAAUGCUGUCAGGCCAAGUGCACGGAGCAAGCCUAUGAGAAGCGGGGCAGUUGGCAAUUCCAAGAUUGUUCCUUGGUCGGCCGUUAUGAUCGAGGCUGCGAGGAGAAUUGCACAGUGGUCCACUCCGGAAAGCCUGAGCACGCCCAGGUCAUCCGACAGAGUGGGCCCGGCCCACCGCAAUGUGAACUCCGGGACACCCCGCAACAAGUGGCCGCAGACUUCAUCGAGCGGCUCGAGAAGGGACCGCUCCGUGAUGGUUGGUACAUUGGCAAGCGCGGUGGUGGUGUACCUUGGCCUAGGGUGAAGAAAUUCCUGAAGCACGUGACGGGAGAAGUCGCUGCCGAGUAUCGCAGGCACGGAUUUAGCCGAGAGGUCUCCAGCGAGGUCAAAGACGUUGCCAUCAUCGGAGAUCUUCACGGCCAGCUCUUCAACCUUAUCGCUUACUUGGUGGAAAUCAAGAAGAAAUACGAGGAGAAGGGUUACAGCAGCCUGGAUGGAUCAUCACUGCUCGUCUGUGAUCCGCGCAUGCAGUACAUCUUCCUGGGCGAUUACUUGGAUCGGGGUGAAAGAGCAGCCGAAUUGCUUCUGCUUCUUCUAUCCUACAAGGUGCGAUGUCCUCACGGCUUGGUUCUUUUGCAAGGCAACCACGAGGAUGAAAGUCUAUGGGAGCGCUACGGAUUUCAGGAGGAGCUCGACUACAAGUUCGGUGGCAAGAUCAGAGCUACUGACAUCAGCUCGGUGGUGAGGGCGCUGCCAUAUGUGGCCGUGGUGCCUGGACAGUUCAUGGCUAUGCAUGGUGGCCUAAGCCCGGACUUUGUGAAAUUCUGUUCAGGGCAGGCGGGUAAGUUCAGCAGAUGUAUUAGAUCUGUCGGUAUCAGCACGGUUUGGGCCGAUCCUCAUGCUGGCGAGGGCUGGGAACCGUCUCCACGGGGAGAAGGCUUGUUCAAGUUUGGCCUGGAUGUUGCGCAGCAGUUCUUAGAAUCCAACCGCUUGAAGGGCAUCUACCGCGGGCAUGAGCAAGUGAUGGAGGGCUACACUUCAAUUGGAACCCCUGACGCCUUUGUAGCGACAGUUUUCUCUGCUGCAGACUACAUGGGCGUCUUUUGCCUCAGCGGGCGAUUGCCAGCGCGACCACCUCCUUUCGAAAAAGGCCUCUUCUCCCUGCCUGGUGAAGACAAUGAGGGUGCCUUCGUGCUGGCGGAUUUGGUCAGUGGCGAACGAGACGUGAGAAGGAUGUCCGGAUCGCUGACACGAAAGCUUGCCGCAAACUUCACUGACACAGGUGCGUGGUGUGCCGAGAAAGACCUCAUGAAACAUGGCAGCCCCGACCUUGAAAGCUUCAUUGAAAAGAAUCACAUGCGCCACCGGGAGUUGGGCCAUGAAGACUCGUGUACCUUGGGCGAGACAGAGACCGCGUUCUUCAAAGAAGCGGUGCGACGCAUCCUGAGCACUUCCAAGGACUCCGGAGAGCGAAACGAGUACAGAAUUGAUGGACUCC